Molecule: messenger RNA, 3060 nt
Organism: Mus caroli (Ryukyu mouse)
Lineage: Eukaryota; Metazoa; Chordata; Mammalia; Rodentia; Muridae
Source: RefSeq, a predicted model, not a curated record
GGCUUGGAUUCCUUGCCUAGAGGAGCAUUACGUGGCACAGCAAGGCUCCGCACAUCCUAGUCGCCUGCGGGGGACGCGGCGCUGCUCGCUCCGGCUAAUCACUGGCGUUGCCUGCCCUCUGCCGGCCUGCGGAUGGUUCGGUCCGGCUGGGUCACGCGCUAAGGCUCAGUGCAAGGGCCUGCGGAACGGGCUAGCACUUGCCGAGGGGCAGAACAGUGGCGACAGCCCCAGGACAGUUGCGAGCGGGUUCCGGCCCAGCAUCCGGGAGACGGCGGCGAGCGCCCCAGCUGAGUUGGUGUUGGGCCAUAGGGCUGAAUGGAAAGCGCGGAUGACAACCUCAAGUCUUUGAAUUCGAAUAGUGCAGCUCGCAUACCUGACUCUUCCGGCUGGCCUCGUACACGUUCUGCUCUGGGCGGGAUGGUGCAGCUGUGAUGUGCUAAGCGUAAGGCCUCGGCCAUUCUCCAGCACCAUGAACGCCAUAGUCGCCCUCUGCCACUUCUGCGAGCUCCAUGGCCCCCGCACGCUCUUCUGCACGGAAGUUCUACACGCUCCUCUGCCCCAGGGGGCCGGAAGUGGGGACAGUCCUGACCAGGUUGAGCAGGCUGAGGAGGAGGAGGGUGGCAUUCAGAUGAGCAGCCGGGUCCGUGCCCACAGCCCAGCCGAGGGUGCCAGCAGUGAGUCCAGCAGCCCGGGGCCCAAGAAGUCGGACAUGUGUGAGGGCUGUCGGUCACUUGCCGUAGGGCACCCAGGCUAUAUCAGUCAUGAUAAAGAGACCUCUAUUAAGUACGUCAGUCACCAGCACCCCAACCACCCGCAGCUCUUCAGCAUCGUCCGCCAGGCCUGUGUCCGGAGCCUGAGCUGUGAGGUAUGCCCUGGUCGUGAAGGCCCCAUCUUCUUUGGUGAUGAGCAGCAUGGCUUUGUGUUCAGCCACACCUUCUUCAUCAAAGACAGCCUGGCCAGAGGCUUCCAGCGCUGGUACAGCAUCAUCGCCAUCAUGAUGGAUCGGAUCUACCUCAUCAACUCCUGGCCCUUCCUGCUGGGGAGGAUCCGUGGCAUCAUCAGUGAGCUCCAGGCCAAGGCCUUCAAGGUGUUUGAGGCAGAGCAGUUUGGAUGUCCACAGCGUGCCCAGAGGAUGAACACUGCCUUCACGCCCUUCCUGCACCAGAGGAACGGCAACGCUGCCCGCUCUCUGACCUCCUUGACCAGUGAUGACAACUUGUGGGCGUGUCUGCACACUUCCUUUGCCUGGCUCCUGAAGGCAUGUGGUAGCAGGCUGACAGAAAAGCUCUUAGAGGGUGCUCCCACAGAGGACACCCUGGUCCAGAUGGAGAAGCUUGCUGACUUGGAGGAAGAAUCAGAAAGUUGGGACAAUUCUGAGGCUGAAGAGGAGGAGAAAGCCCCUGUUACACCAGAGGGUGCUGAAGGGCGAGAGCUGACCAGUUGCCCAACAGAGUCAUCCUUUCUCUCAGCCUGUGGGAGCUGGCAGCCCCCAAAGCUUACCGGCUUCAAGUCUCUUCGACACAUGAGACAGGUCUUGGGUGCUCCAUCCUUCCGUAUGUUGGCUUGGCAUGUCCUCAUGGGGAAUCAGGUGAUCUGGAAAAGCAGAGAUGUGAACCUGGUCCAUUCAGCGUUUGAAGUCCUCCGGACCAUGCUGCCUGUGGGCUGUGUCCGCAUCAUCCCUUACAGCAGCCAGUAUGAGGAGGCCUAUCGCUGCAACUUCCUGGGGCUCAGCCCUCCCGUGCCUAUCCCUGCCCAUGUUCUGGCCUCAGAAGUGUGUGAGACACACGCUGCCUGCUGCUCUGAAAGGCUCCCGGAUCUAGCCCAGGGGUGCACCCGGAUCCAAAUCACAGACUUUAGGGCAAAGCAGUACUCUGCAGUGCCAGUGAGGACGGCCUGGGCUUGCCUGGAGCCCCUGGAGCCGUGCCUUCUGAACUGUAAUAUAAGUAUUUGUGUUUUCCAGUGCUUGACUGGGCUGUGGGUCUGAGUGUUUGUCUUUGUUUUCCACAGCAAAGUGAAAGUCCUGUUUAAAUUCACCAAGGUAGACAGUCGCCCCAAGGAGGACACACAGAGGCUCCUAAGUGUCCUAGGCGCGUCAGAGGAGGACAACGUCAAACUGCUGAAGUUCUGGAUGACGGGACUGAGCAAAACCUACAAGUCCCAUCUCAUGUCCACCGUCCGAAGCCCCACAGCUACAGAGUCACGGAGCUGACUCCGAGAACGCCUUCUGGAAGGUGGUGUACAGACCAGCUCUGUGGGAAAGACUGCCCUUGGGUUUCUGACUGCUGGGGUGAGGCCCUGUUUAUGGCCUAGGCUUCACCCUCCUUGUAAGACUCUAUCAGCCCGUGUUGAAAUGUAGGGGACACAGAGACAGUGGUCCCUCUGCAUCAAACUGCCCUGUCAGGACCUGGCGAGAUGUGUUCUGGGCCCCUUGAGGACAAAGGCUGGGAACUGAGAGGACUCGAUCAGCCUGCCUCUGAGGUUUUGUUGUUGGAGCGUGUCCUCAUGGGGUUAGGGCAACGCCUUCCCACCAUGGAAGACUGCAAGCAUCGUGGAUCAUUUGUCUUUGGGUUGGUGACUUCUCAGGUCAGGAUCAUGGCCUCUGCACAUCUUGCCGGCCUGUGGAUACAUCAGAACCAUGGCUGUUUGCUUUUGUUUUUUUUUUUAAUUUUAGUUUUUGAGUCAGGGUCUUAUUCUGUAUCCUAUCCCAGUUUAGAACUCAUGGUGUGGCCUAUGCUACUUCCAGACUUGUAGCAAUCCUCCUGCCUCAGCUUCCCAAGUGCUGGGAUUACAGAACUGAGCCAUCAGAACAUUACAUUGCUUUCUUCUCUGUUGCUGCUGUAGCGUUAACCAGCCACUGUAGACUAUGACGGUGUUAAGACAGAUCGCCUCUCACCAUUGCAGUUUAAUAAGGACGUAGCUUGGAGAGAUUUCCUGAAAGCUUUCCCAAUUUGUUUUUAUAAUAUUCUUGGUGUUUGUUUAUAUUUAACAUGAAGACUGUGUAUCUCAGUCUCUGUACAGUUGCAAGAAUGUUGAAACACAAUAAAUCUGUAUUUUUGUAAA